AUGGGAUGUUCUAAUUCAAAGUUGGGUAGUUACGAUGACCCCGUUAAGAUCUGCAAAGACAGGAAACGCUUCAUCCAACAAACAGUGGAACACAUGACUAACUUUGCUUCUGCUCACACUGCUUAUAUCAAGUCUCUAAGAAACGUUUCAAACGCUUUACGUGAAUUCCUCCAAGAAGACGUCGAGCCUCACGAGUUCAAAACUAGUUACUUGAUAUCUAGAGGAACCAGACCCCUCCAGGUUCAAGAGACACCACCUGAGAUUUACAAGGUUGAGAGUUACGAAGCAGAUGGUUUCUUAGAGAUGAACAUACACAUGAACCCACCGAACUCUCCACAGAGCUCUCAGUGGAACGACUUCUUUUGGAAUCCCUUAACGUCAUAUGAAUAUAACGGAUACAACUAUUAUAACGAGAGUGCUAUGGAAGAUGAGAUGAGGAGAAUCCGUGAGGAAGAAGGGAUCCCUGAUCUUGAAGAAGAUGAUGGUCAUGAUCAUCAUAACAUGAAAGCAUCAGAAGAUUGUAAUGGAAUAAAGAUGAAUCAAGAAGAUGAAAUAGAACAUGUUAAUGAGGAGAAGGAGAGGGGCAUUGAGGUUACAACAGAUGAUGGUCAUGAUCAUCAUAACAUGAAAGCAUCAGAAGAUUGUAAUGGAAUAAAGAUGAAUCAAGAAGAUGAAAUAGAACAUGUUAAUGAGGAGAAGGAGAGGAGCAUUGAGGUUACAGCAGAUGAUGCAAAAAGAGAAGAGACAAAUGUGUGUUUAAACAGAAAGCCAACGAGCAUGGGAGAAGUUAUUAAAGAUCUUGAAGAUCAGUUUACAACGAUAUGUAACUCUGCUAAUGAAGUUUCAGGUUUACUUGAAGCUAAUAAAGUGGAAUGCACAACCUCAUCAAGGCUCUUGAUGAGCUCUGAAAGCAGCAGUGUCAUUUCAGAAGAGUCUCGUGUGUUACCUGGUCAUCAAGCAACAUUGGACCGACUUUACUUGUGGGAGACGAAACUCUAUGAUGAAGUCAAGUCAGGAGAACGUGUAAGGAUUGCAUAUGAGAAGAAAUGUUUGGCUCUAAGGAAACAUGAUCUGAAAGGAGAUGAGUCUUCCUCUAUUGAUAAAACAAGAGUUAUGGCCAGAGAUCUAGACAUUAAGUUUAAGGUUUAUAUACACUCAAUAGAGUCUAUCUCUGCAAGGAUAGAGACUCUUCGUGAUCAAGAACUGCUUCCGCAGAUUCUUGAGCUUCUUCAAGGAUUAACUAGGAUGUGGAAAGUGAUGGCAGAGUGUCAUCAGAUACAGAAGAGAACGUUGGAUGAAGCCAAGCUAUUACUUUCAUCAACCUUGCCUCAUCUCAAGAAGAUCAACAUUGAGAGGUUAGCUGGAUCGGCUUUAAAGUUAGUGACUCAGCUACAAAGAUGGAGAGCUUGCUUCCAAGCAUGGAUCACCUCUCAGAGGUCAUACGUGUGUUCUUUAACCGGAUGGUUACUAAAAUGUAUCAGAGGCGACACUGACCCAGAGAAAGUCAAAUUACCAACGUCCCCUUACCAAUUAUUUGAAGUCUGCAUAGGAUGGUCAAGGCUCCUCAAUGGGUUAAACGAGAAGCAUGUGGUGGAAAAACUUGACUUCUUUAACUCUUGCAUGGGUUCAAUCUUUACAACAGAGGGCAUGGAGCUUGAUGAAGUUGCUAAGUUGGAGAAGAUGGCUGAGAUUGCAGUUAAAGUAGUCUGCAAUGGAAUGUCAGUUGCAGUGAGCUCACUAGCUGAGUUUGCAAUCACCUCAGCUGAUGAACACUUGAAGCUCGUUAACCACACUUCAGAGCAGCAAGUAAAGGUGGAUAACGUGGAGUAG
Eruca vesicaria subsp. sativa (arugula) is the source of this 1830-nucleotide messenger RNA. NCBI's taxonomy places the organism in Eukaryota, Viridiplantae, Streptophyta, Magnoliopsida, Brassicales, Brassicaceae. The record is from the annotation of a GenBank genome assembly.